Cylindrotheca closterium is the source of this 762-nucleotide messenger RNA. The record is from the annotation of a GenBank genome assembly. NCBI's taxonomy places the organism in Eukaryota, Bacillariophyta, Bacillariophyceae, Bacillariales, Bacillariaceae.
AUGGCCACGCCUGAACGAUGCACUCUGACGCUUCCGCCAAUCGCUCUUGAUGAGCAUCAUCAUUCGCAUCAGAAUGCUUAUUCAAUAACACCCAUCAUUUUAACCCUUGCUGUUUUUCAGAGAGAGUUGCCUAAUAUUUGCCAACGGCUUUUUCAGACAAUCGGAUCACAACAAUCCGAAGCAACUUAUCAACGCUGUCUGAAAUUGGAUCUCUUGGAUGCAGGAGUGGAAAAGGUGCACUUGGAGGUAGAGAUUCCUCUGACCUAUAAAGGGGUUGUUGUUUCCUGUCGUCGAUCCGAUAUGAUCGUGGAACUUGCUUGUGGCGGACGAGCUCUGUUGGAGUUCAAGGCUGUGCCAAAUGAAAUGACAAUUGAGCACCGGAGACAAAUAGAGUACUACUUGCAUCAUGCCGAUAUCAAUGAUGGUUACUUGAUCAACUUCCCCCAUGACGCUGGUUUUGCAGACGUCACUGACAAAUCGAAAUUUGAAUAUAGUGGUCUUGCUGGUAUUACCCAACAACUUAGCAGCUUACAAUUGGGUGGACCCGUACUGCGCCUUCGGAACCAUCCAAGUAAUCGUGAGGUGGAAGUUGUCCAUAUCCGUAGAAAGAUCAUGGGUGCUGAGGAACAAAACGCUGCUCGAAUAACCAUGGCCUCGGCUCCUCCACCAAUAAGGUUGGGAAUCACCAAGAGUGGUACGAUCUGUAAGAUUUGUAAGAAACAAAACCGAUUAUGUCGCCUUCACAUUCAUCAAGCGACAUAG